Messenger RNA from Diaporthe amygdali, 1209 nucleotides. RefSeq lists its product as uncharacterized. Lineage: Eukaryota; Fungi; Ascomycota; Sordariomycetes; Diaporthales; Diaporthaceae. The transcript has 2 exons. The coding region runs from base 1 to 1209 and encodes 402 amino acids. The record is from RefSeq and is a predicted model, not a curated record.
AUGCCGAUCCCGAGGGCAGACACCUCCAGCUUGGAAGGCGGCCUAUUCGCUGACCGUAGAGGGACCAUCCUCGGUGUUGCGAUCAUGUUCAUGGUGCUCUGCACCCUUAUCCUCAUUUUACGAUUCAUUUCUCGUCGAUCCGAGAAGAGGCCAAUAUGCGCUGAAGAUUGGAUCAUGAUUCCUGCCUGGAUCGUCUUGAUGGGCCACUGUGCCGGUGCCAUCUGUGGUGUCCGCUACGGUGGUAUGGGCCGACACGAAGCAUAUGUUCUCCAGUACGAGCCCGAAGCGAUGGUGUCUUGGGCGCAGGUCCUCUUCGCGACCAGCAUCACCUUGGGAAUUGCUAUCCCACUGGAGAAGACGUCGAUUCUACUGCUCUAUAUCCGCAUAUUUCGAGUCCAUCACUGGUUCCGCUACGCAAAUUACCUGUUGAUUGCCUAUAUCUGGAUGUGGGGCUUGAGCGUGUGCCUUGUCACGAUCUUCGCAUGCAAACCAGUCCCUUUUCAAUGGGAGCAGUACGCGGGUGCUACUGACGGCGUGUGCAUCGACCAGCUUGCCUUCUUCCGCUGGGUCGGCCCACCGAACAUAAUCCACGACGUUGUUAUGUUGGUCAUCCCUCUGCCCGUGGUCUGGAAGUUGCAGAUGCAACUCAGGCAGAAGUUGGCCCUCAGUUGUGUCUUCCUGGUCGGAUCACUGCAAGUUUCCUCUGACCCCAGCUACUUCCCAAGCUCUGAGCUGAUGACAACGCAUGAAUACAGUGGUUGCGUUGCCUCCUCCAUUCGUACGGCUCUCUUCUUCCAACUCAACGCCUUCUCUGACAACACCUGGGCCUCCAUCGACCUCAUCUCGUGGAUAGUCGCCGAGCCAGGUGCCAUCUUCAUUUGUGCCUGCAUGCCAGCACUGUGGCCAAUGAUAGUACAUUAUGGCCCGAGCAUGUUGAAGCUCAGAAGCUCUAAGGUUCAAUCCGAUCGCUAUGUAGGGGAUAUCGAGGGCAUGCGGAGCGGCUUCUCGGGUGCCUACAGCGGAAAUCAACGAUCCAAUCUUGGGACAGGUGAAUUUAUUCGGUUGAGCAAUUUUGAAGAUGGAUCAAGCCGAGGAACCGUCCAAGACCACUUCAAAAUCAUGAACCCUCCGGAUACAGACUUUCAGGCAAGUGACGGGGAUGGUGGAGUUCCGAGGACUACUUAUGUACCGAGUCUAAGGGGCAAGUGA